AUGAUGAAAGUUGCGUUUCUGGUCUUGUUUGCUUCCUAUAAUCUUCUGAAUGUUUUUGGAACCAGUACUAUCUAUGGUCCCAGUAUCGAGCAUUAUCCUUCUCGUACACCAACUAUUGCAGAAGCACAUUUGUUUGAUUCAGAGCAUAAAAAAGUCGUUCCAUUCAAUGCCGCAGCGAUCGAAGAAGCAGCGAAUAGCUUUACUGACCAACAAGUGAAUGAAGGUGCUGUGGUAUUUGUUAAAGCUGGAAACGUUAUCGGCACUGGCGCUGGAUCAGGAUCGACUCCGUUUCUCAAAAAUAUCGGCAAGAAGGGUCGGAAACGUAAGAUUCUCAUUACUCCAAUCGGAGAUUGGGGCUCGUGUACGUUCAACGACAGUGUUAAGAUUCAAUCUUGCUAUGGGAUUGCAUUCGGUGGUUUCAAGUUCACAGGUACUGGUACAUUUGGACGCACACGAGGUUUUCUCGCCGUGGAUUGCACAGAGAGCUCUGUAUUUAAUAUGGCUCCUCUGUCCUACUUCGGUGGGCAAACACUCGAUAACACACCUUCGUGGGAUAUCGAAUUUGUCAACAUGGUAGUUCCAGACGCAAACGUAAAGUACGAUGUGAAUAACAAUGCAGAUACAGCUGCAUUUCGUACAGGAUCAAAUGCACCGGUCAGCAACGUUCGCUUUCUCGGCUGCUAUUUCGCGCCAUCUUACCGUGAAGCUGGCUCGAAGGCACAUACUGAUUCGCUUCAGUUCUCCGGAGCGAGUACAUACUCUAAUAUUCAACUCGAAAAUACGGUGGCAUUCGGAAGCACGAAUGCAGCAAUUCAGGUCGGUGCUGCCAGUCACUAUGCGUUCGUUCGCACACUCAUCAUUGGUAGUAAGAUGACUUGUGUGCGCUAUCCUGUUCCUGCAGGUGCCGAUGGAUACUCACUCGGCUUUGUCAAUCCAAAUGCCGUCAAUGGUGCAGCAACAAAUGCGACGGCGAUCAAUUCGAUCAUCAUUGGAUCUAUUGGUUCAACACGUUGGGCUUUCCAAUCGGGUUCGACAAUCAGCUACGUUCCACAGAGUUCCCAACAGCCAGCUUCAGGAUUGAAAUGGUCAGUGGAUUCUUCGCUUCUCAACCUGAGCAAAACAUGGAUCAAUGAUAACGUCGCUCACCCAACAAAUACCUAUUUGCAGAACAUAUUCGGUCAUACAGCUCAAAUGGUGAAUAUUCAACGUUCCUAA
Rotaria sp. Silwood2 is the source of this 1215-nucleotide messenger RNA. Lineage: Eukaryota; Metazoa; Rotifera; Eurotatoria; Philodinida; Philodinidae. The record is from the annotation of a GenBank genome assembly.